UACAUAUUUACACAAAACCCACACUAAUUUACAUAAACAUGCCAUUUUAUAGUAAAUGUUUGCAUACAUAUUUAUUAUCACAAAUAUUUUUAUAUUUGGGAUAUUUGUGUCAGGGAAAUUUAAUAAUACCAGACAAUAUGAUAAGUAACUUACCUGAUCGAGCUCCACAUUUACGGCUUACACGGGAAAUCACCGUUGGCAAGGAUAAUAUAUAUUCGUUGAGAGACAUAGAGUCGGCCGCCAAUGAGAAACUGGACGCCGGGCUCCGGGAUUACCUGAACAGAGGCGCCCAGAAUGAGAUCACUUUGGGGGCUAAUAGGGAGGUGUUUAAUAGGUAUCGUAUUAUACCCCGAUAUAUGGUGGACGUGUCGAAGCGUAAUCUAACUGUCCAACUAUUUGGCGAGACACUACCGGCGCCGAUAGGUGUGUCCCCAUUCGGUCGCCGACAUCUGUUUUAUAAGGACGGCGAUUAUGAGGUGGCAAUAGGUGCUGCCAAAUUUGGUACAGUAGUUGGUGUAAGCAGUGGCUCUAGCGUAACAAUUGAGGAACUGGCGGAAAGGGAGCCAAACGCCAUGAAAUGGUUUCAAAUAUUCAUAUUUUCCGACAGAAAUAUGACUAAAGAUAUGGCCCAACGGGCAGAGAGGGCUGGUUAUAAAGCCCUGGUACUCACUGUGGACCACAAUUCCGGUGGCAUCCGUUACCACGACACUAAAAGUGUCAAGGUUAAUAAUUCUGACCGUGCCAACUACCGGCCCUAUACGGGCGCCAAUAAGGGUAUCGCAAACGAUGUCACGUGGGACGACGUAAAGUGGCUGAAACGACAGGUUCAGAUACCGGUGGUUAUUAAGGGUGUCCUAACGGCAGGUGACGCCAGACUAGCAGUUAAUAGCGGCGCGGACGCCAUAUUUGUGUCCAAUCACGGGGGCCGACAGAUAGAUGGCGUUCCGGCGACUUUGGAGGCCUUACCAGAGAUAGUAUCAGAGGUGGGCCGGGAGGUUGAUGUAUACCUGGACGGCGGUGUCCGUAAUGGGAACGACAUAUUCAAAGCACUGGCUUUAGGGGCAAAAGUUGUGUUUGUAGGCCGACCAGCGGCCUGGGGUCUCGUAUAUAAUGGCUCCGAAGGUGUGAACACUGUAUUGGAUAUACUGUACAAAGAGUUGGAUAACGUUAUGGCUAUAGCCGGCACACCCACUAUUAGAUCCAUCAGUCGAUCCCGAGUUAGGUCUGCCGAUGACUACCGGAAAGGCGUAUAAAAUAUUAAUGAG
Messenger RNA from Oppiella nova, 1265 nucleotides. The record is from the annotation of a GenBank genome assembly. NCBI's taxonomy places the organism in Eukaryota, Metazoa, Arthropoda, Arachnida, Sarcoptiformes, Oppiidae.